Messenger RNA from Strongyloides ratti, 1956 nucleotides. RefSeq names its product Zinc finger, C2H2-like domain-containing protein. The transcript is spliced from 2 exons. The record is from RefSeq and is a predicted model, not a curated record. Lineage: Eukaryota; Metazoa; Nematoda; Chromadorea; Rhabditida; Strongyloididae. The coding region runs from base 1 to 1956 and encodes 651 amino acids.
AUGAAUAUUCCUUUAAAUUUAAAAUCUGAUUUUAAUAAUUCAUCAACUUCAAAUAAUACAAAUGAUUCAUCUUUUAUUUUACCAAGAUUAUUUACUUCAUUAAUAAGUAACAAUUUUAUUAAAAAAGAAAAUAAUGGUAAUUCAAUUGAUAUCAACAAUUUUUUUAACAAUAAGGAUAAUAAAAAAGUUAAUCAUAUAGAUAAAGAAGUUAAUUUUUUUAAUAUAUGGGAUAAAGCUUUAUCACAAGUACCGUUAAAAAAUAUUAAUGGAUUUUCAUCAUUAAAAGAAUCAUACUUAGAUACAGGGGUUAAUGGAAUCACUUUUGUUGAUCUUAUCUGUACAGAAUGUGGUGUUGUCAAAAAAACAACAGAAGAUCUUGAAAUUCAUAUAAAAACUGAACACCUAAAUUGGCAUCCAUUUCAGUGCCCACUUUGUGAUAUUAAACGGGCAAGUGACAAUCAAAUGAGAGAACAUCUAUAUUCAAGUCAUAAAAAAAAAUCUAAUGAAGUAAAAUUAUUUUACAUUGAUAAUAGUGAAGCUAAACGUGUACUACAAGUAAUGUUAGACAAAAGUUUUUAUAGUUUUAUUGAAAAAAAUAAAAAUAAUGUUGAUGGAGUAUCAAUGGUAAAAGAAACAAAUCAUUCACCUAAAAAUAAUUAUAUAUUAAAAAAUCAAAAAGAAAUUUCUAAACAAUUAAAGGGAAAUGAUAAUAUGUCAUUGGGUAAUUCUAUUUAUAUGGAAAAUUUAAUUACUAAAAUAAAUGAAAUAUUAAAUUCUAGUAAUUCUAAUGUUAUCAAUAAUUUAAUGCUUUCAAAAGUUAAUAAUAACAAUUUAAAAUUUGAUAAUUUAAUAAAUCAAUUAGUAAAAAGUACAAAUAAUAAUAGAAAUAUACCUUCAAAAUCAAUGGAAACAUCAACUUCUAAUUCAUCUAAUCAAUCAUUAUUAAAUAAUAUUUUUUCAACACAUUUUAAAUUACCAUCAACAGAACCAACAUCAGAAAGUAAGGAUGAGGAAAUUACAAGAAGACAAAAAAUGCUUAAAAAACGUGUUCUAGGUUUAUGUAAACGUUGUAAAAAACCUAUUACAGCUGGUUCAAGGCAAAUACAUAUAUUUUAUCACAUGGCUAAAGAGUAUUCACAAUAUAGAUUUCGUUGUAAACAUGAUGGUUGUACUAUUGCACAUUACAGAAAAGAUCAAUUAGAAUCUCAUCAUUUAAAGGUACAUGGUGAAAUUAAUAUUGAUAUGAUUGAGGAUCGUUCAUCUGAGUUACAGGAUGCCUGUCAAGAAUUGUCAAUGCAACUACUAGGAACAUGUAAUAAUAAUCCUGGUCCUUCAGCAUUUGAAGCACAGGUAAUAUAUGAUAAACAACAGGAGGAGGCAGCAAAUCGUGUACCAAGAAAAAGACAAAAAUUGUCAGAAAAUAUUAAUAUAUUAGAUAAUGAAAAAAAGAUAAAUGAAAAUUUUGGUGAUUCAUUAAAAGAUAUGUUAGAAUGUAAUUUGUGUCAAAAAAAAAUUUUAUCAAGAAUUAAAGGUUUCCAUGUAUUAUGGCAUUUAGGAAAAGAAAAAGGAAUUCCAAGAUAUGCAUGUAAACUUUGUGAUUUUAAACAUGAUCGGGCAGUUAACGUUCACCGCCACACGUGGAUGGUUCAUGAAGUGUCAAAUGCAUGUGAAGAUAUGAUUGUUAAACAUUCGGAUGAUAUGCGUGCAAUGUCAGAAGCCUGUUUUGGUAUUGUAGCAAUUUCACUUAAUAAUGAUGACAAUCAUAAUACAAAUCAAAGAAUAACACCAUUUUCAAAGUUGUCCGGAGAGAUGCUUUUAGAGAUGUUAAAAAAAGAAAAAAAUGAUACAACAGUUACAGAUGAUAAACAUUCAUUAUGUAAUGAAAAAAAAGACUCAAGUAAUGAUGAUGAUGAAUUUGAGGAAAAUGGAAGCAUUAAUUCACCAUUAUCAGAGUAG